AUGGGAUCUGCAUAUAAAAACAAAGGAAUAUAAUUAUGUUUAGAUGGUGUUUGUGAUUAUUUACCAAAUCCCUAAGAAAAAAUAAACAAGGGUUUUUUAAUAAAAGGUGAUAAAAAUGAAGAACCAAUAAUUUUUUAACCUGAUCCUAAGCUUCCUUUUGUAGGAUACGCAUUUAAAUUAGAGGAAAAUAAAUUUGGAUAGCUUACAUAUAUAAGGGUUUAUUAAGGAAAACUUAAAAAAGGUGAAUAUGUAUACAAUACCACUGUUAAGAAAAAAAUGAAAAUCUCUCGAAUGAUUAAAAUGCAUGCAAAUUAAAUGGAAGACAUCAACGAAGUCAGUCCUGGUGAAAUUUUCGCUAUUUUCGGAGUUGAUUGCGCUACUGGAGAUACUUUAUGUGACGGAGAUUUAUAAUUCUAGGCUAGAUGUAGUUCCAUGUUUGUACCAUAACCAGUUGUUUCUUUAUGUAUCAAACCAAAAGAUAAUAAAGCUAGUGUGAAAUUCAAUAAAGCUUUAAAGAAAUUCCAAAGAGAAGAUCCUACUUUUAGAGUUGGUAUUGAUAGAGAAAGUGAGGAAAUUAUAAUUUCGGGAAUGGGUGAAUUACAUCUUUAGAUUUACGCUGAAAGAAUGAAAAGAGAAUUCGAUUGUGAAGUCAUUGUUGGAAAUCCAACUGUCAAUUUCAGAGAAACUAUUACUUAAAAAGCAUAUUUUGAUUAUUUACAUAAAAAACAAAGUGGAGGUGCUGGCUAAUUUGCUAGAGUUAUAGGAUAUAUAGAACCUCUUAUAAAUCCUGAAGACCCUUAAGAUUAUUCUUGUCAAUUCUAAAAUAAGGUCACUGGAACAUCUAUUCCUAAUGAAUUUAUUACAGCUUGUGAAAAAGGAUUUUAUGAAGUUAUUGAAAAAGGACCUAAUACCGGAUAUCCAGUUAUUAAUAUAAAAUAUGUACUAGAAGAUGGAUAAACACAUGUUGUAGAUUCUUCGUCUAAUGCUUUUAUGAUUGCUACUAAAUAUGCUUUCUAAAAAGCCUUUGCUUCUGCUGGACCUGUUAUUUUGGAACCUAUAAUGAAUGUUGAAGUUACUUGUUCUGGUUCUGAAUAUUCAUAAGUUAUGGCUUCUAUUUCUAAAAGAAGAGGUUCUAUUACUAAUACAGAAUCUAGAGAUGAUAUUUUUGUACUAAAUGCUGAUUGUCCUUUAUAAUAAAUGUUUGGAUUUGCUACUGAAUUAAGAGGAUUAACUUCUGGACAAGGAGAAUUUUCAAUGGAAUAUAAAAACCAUGAAGCUGUUCCUCCUUAAGAAGCAGAAGAAAUCAGAAAAUAAUAUAUGUAAAGAAGAAAAGAAAAAGGGCAAGAUUGA
This is a messenger RNA of Ichthyophthirius multifiliis, 1350 nucleotides long. Its product is annotated as translation elongation factor g, putative. NCBI's taxonomy places the organism in Eukaryota, Ciliophora, Oligohymenophorea, Hymenostomatida. The record is from RefSeq and is a predicted model, not a curated record. Gene Ontology annotation, biological process: mitochondrial translational elongation. Gene Ontology annotation, molecular function: GTP binding; GTPase activity; translation elongation factor activity. Gene Ontology annotation, cellular component: mitochondrion. The transcript is spliced from 4 exons.